Messenger RNA from Pristis pectinata (smalltooth sawfish), 812 nucleotides. RefSeq names its product histone H3. Gene Ontology annotation, cellular component: nucleosome. The record is from RefSeq and is a predicted model, not a curated record. The transcript is spliced from 3 exons. Bases 55 to 807 code for a protein of 250 amino acids. NCBI's taxonomy places the organism in Eukaryota, Metazoa, Chordata, Chondrichthyes, Rhinopristiformes, Pristidae. Gene Ontology annotation, molecular function: DNA binding; structural constituent of chromatin; protein heterodimerization activity.
GGAGACAGCAACAGUCGGUGUGUCAUUGAGCAGCGACUUGAGUGAAGCAGCAUCAUGUCUGGCAGAGGGAAAGGAGGCAAAGGACUGGGCAAAGGCGGCGCCAAGCGGCACCGUAAAGUGCUCCGUGAUAACAUCCAGGGCAUCACCAAACCAGCCAUCCGGCGCCUGGCUCGGCGUGGCGGCGUCAAGCGCAUCUCGGGGUUGAUCUACGAGGAGACCCGUGGGGUACUGAAGGUUUUCCUGGAGAAUGUGAUCAGGGACGCGGUCACCUACACCGAGCACGCCAAGCGCAAGACUGUGACUGCCAUGGAUGUGGUGUACGCUCUGAAACGCCAGGGCCGCACUCUCUAUGGCUUCGGCGAACUGAAUUCCGUCAGUCGGGAAGCAAUUAAGAGAAUGGCCCGGACCAAACAGACAGCGCGCAAAUCGACCGGAGGGAAAGCUCCCCGCAAACAGCUGGCUACCAAAGCGGCGCGGAAGAGCGCUCCAGCCACGGGCGGAGUGAAGAAGCCCCAUCGCUACAGGCCCGGUACCGUGGCUCUGAGGGAGAUCCGGCGCUACCAGAAAUCCACCGAGCUGCUCAUCCGCAAACUGCCCUUCCAGCGCCUGGUGCGGGAGAUCGCUCAGGACUUCAAGACAGACCUACGCUUCCAGAGCUCGGCCGUCAUGGCCCUGCAGGAGGCCAGCGAGGCUUACCUGGUGGGGCUCUUUGAGGACACCAAUCUGUGCGCCAUCCACGCCAAGCGAGUCACCAUCAUGCCCAAAGACAUCCAGCUGGCCCGCCGCAUCCGCGGGGAGCGCGCCUGAACCCG